AUGAAGCUCCUACUACCAAUCGCCGCCGCGGCUCUUCUCCUCGUCGCCUUGACGGCGCGCGUGCCGGCGGCGAGCGCGGCCGGGUGGGUGGAGCUGGACCUGACGAAGACAGGCGCAGCCAGUGAUGCGGCGCUCGCGCAGAGAGCGGCGGGAAUUGCGGUGGAAACGUACAACGCGCAGACGCAAUCCGCGCUCUCUCUGGCGGCGGUUCAAUCCGCGGAAGUCUUUGUGCCCGCCGAUGUGGGGCGGAGAGCCGUCAUCCGCGUGGCCUUCGCUGCCGAGGAGCAGCAGGGCGUGCUGCAGAGGCUGCUGCGCGGCCCUGGCAGCACAGUUGCGGUGCAGGCCGAGAUUGCGGGAACGUCGCACGAACUGCACCAUUAUAAGCUGGAGAGAUUUGUUAUAACUGGAUGA
Messenger RNA from Closterium sp. Yama58-4, 411 nucleotides. NCBI's taxonomy places the organism in Eukaryota, Viridiplantae, Streptophyta, Zygnematophyceae, Desmidiales, Closteriaceae. The record is from the annotation of a GenBank genome assembly.